GUUUUUUGUAACCUACUUUUUUUUAAACUGGAAAACCAAAUUUCACCGCAGAAGAAGAAGGACACCCGGAAGUGAACCUACGACAAAACGAGUGGCUGGAGGAAAAUAUCAAUAAUGGGAGUUACUUGUGUGUGCCAAGUGCCGGUGUCAGAGGGGAAGAGUGUGCAGCAGACUGUGGACGUGUUGCACAAGAAACUGGAGCAGCUGGGUGCUGUGAAACAGGGCAGCUUCUGUGUAGACUGUGAGACAUACCAUGCAACUGGAAGUGUCAGCGGUCAGCCCUCCAAGCUCUUGUACGUGAUGCACAACUCUGAAACGCCACUGAGCUGCCUGGCUCUGUUUGAGAACGGGCCCUGCCUCGUGGCCGACACUAACUUUGAUGUUCUCAUGGUGAAGCUGAAGAGCCACUUCCACAACGCAAAGGGCCACAAAGUGGAGUGUCGGGGGUCGCGAUACCGCUACUGUGACUUCUUGGUUAAGGUUGGCACCGUGACCAUGAGCUCCAGUGCCAGAGGGAUAUCAGUAGAGGUGGAGUAUUGUCCCUGUGUGGUUCCGGGGGACUGCUGGAAUCUUAUGAAGGAGUUCAUGCAGUCGUUCCUGGGCUCCAGCGUGCCAGAGCUGCCGUCUGUGUUUGCCACGAAGCCCGAAGGCAUUUUUGCACCGUCCGACUGCGUCGACACCAUGACUCAGUACCUGGAGCUUUUCAACAAACUCCGUAAACUGCAAAUCCAAAGCAGUAAUGUGCGCUGAAUUGUCA
This is a messenger RNA of Dunckerocampus dactyliophorus (ringed pipefish), 757 nucleotides long. It is a transcript of the gene med20, whose product is annotated as mediator complex subunit 20. The record is from RefSeq and is a predicted model, not a curated record. Gene Ontology annotation, molecular function: transcription coactivator activity. NCBI's taxonomy places the organism in Eukaryota, Metazoa, Chordata, Actinopteri, Syngnathiformes, Syngnathidae. The transcript is spliced from 4 exons. Bases 115 to 750 code for a protein of 211 amino acids. Gene Ontology annotation, cellular component: mediator complex. Gene Ontology annotation, biological process: regulation of transcription by RNA polymerase II.